AUGGCGGAGGCUCUUAUAGACAAUCAAACCUUCAAAUGUCUGAUAUGUCUCCAGGAAUGUAACAUACCCCGACAGCUACCAUGUUUUCACACGUUUUGCACGGGUUGUUUAAACACCUAUAUUAAUUCCGAAUACGUCACAGAAGAUAACAGGACGUACUUCCCCUGUCCGGUAUGCGAAAGUCCGUGUUACCCUCACAACAAGGAUGCUCCCGUUAGUUCUUGGGCCGGUUCGUUUCCUCGGAACCAGCUGUUCGCUUCAUCAACGUAUAACGAGACAGAAUCAGGUCAGACAUUCUGCCACGGAUGUCUAACUGACGACGAAGAGAACGUUGCUUCCUUCUGGUGUAAAGCAUGCUCGGAAGCCUUGUGUCAGCCAUGUCGCAUUGCACACCGACGAAGCAAAUUACUUUCAACACACAAAGUCAUUGCCAUAGCCGAGGUUUCUAAGACAGAUAUACGCAUGCCUGUAUCCAUUGACAACACGUGUCCUCGUCAUACGGGGAAGAAGAUCGAAGUAUACUGCCACGACCACAACGCCUUAUGCUGUGUUCUGUGCGUGACACUGUCACAUAGAAGGUGUACGAAUGUCAACAGCCUUGAAGAUAAUACAAAGAUGUUCUCACUUGAUGUCAUCGAAUGUGAGUUAGGCAAGAUGAAGGACGAGUCAAAAACAAUUGUUGAAGAGGACGAAAACAAAUUGACCACUCUCGAAGACGAUUACCAGAAAAUGACCAGAAAUGUGGCCAUGAUGAUCAAGAGAGCGAUAGGUAAGCUGGAUGAUCUCCUACCAACGUUUUCAAACCGGUUUAGAUGUAACAUACCGACGUCAUCGAGAACGUCUACAUGA
This is a messenger RNA of Pecten maximus, 849 nucleotides long. RefSeq names its product probable E3 ubiquitin-protein ligase MID2. The transcript has a single exon. Bases 1 to 849 code for a protein of 282 amino acids. Lineage: Eukaryota; Metazoa; Mollusca; Bivalvia; Pectinida; Pectinidae. The record is from RefSeq and is a predicted model, not a curated record. Gene Ontology annotation, molecular function: zinc ion binding.